Molecule: messenger RNA, 1401 nt
Organism: Candidula unifasciata
Lineage: Eukaryota; Metazoa; Mollusca; Gastropoda; Stylommatophora; Geomitridae
Source: the annotation of a GenBank genome assembly
AUGGCGAGCAGUUGCAGCCUACUUGUAGCUAUCACACUGAACUGGUACUGCUUGCACAGUGGAGCUGCGCAAUCAGAUUGUACAAGAGGAGAAAUGCUCCAUACUACAAGAGAAGGAUUAGCUGAAUGUAUUCUGUGUAGAGAUGGAACUUAUAUGGAAGAAGAAAUUCACUCCUACGCGGCAUGUAAGUCUUGUACGUUUAUAGAAGAUCCCGAUGUGGAAGUGUUUGUCAGACGUUGCAAUAAAACCCACGAUUCUGUGAUACUCUGUAAAAGUGGAUUCUACCGGCGUAGAGCCAGGAAUGACAGACAGAAAGACAGGUGUGACGAGUGCACUCACUGUCCACAUCCCACCAGAGCAUGUCAGGGGUACCAGGAUACUGUCUGCUGUCAUCCCAACCAAGAUGCUGUAAUGACCUCUAGUGGCGUGUUUGUCUGUGAGGAGAGACCAGUUGUCUGCGAACCCGGACAGUUCUUUAGUACAUCCACAGAAGAGUGCUUUCCUUGUCCAGCUGGGACUUUCAUGUCUGCACACACCCACACAUACAAGGAAUGUUUAAAGUGUGAACAACUAUCUGAGAACAAUGCCAACCAUGCGAUCAUCACUAUACCCUGCAGUAGAACUGCCCCCACUUUGUUUGGCUGUGAGGAUGGCUACUUCAGGGAUCCCACACAAGAGUCUUCACAGAAGGAAGUUUCAUGUACCCCGUGUCGAAGCUGUGACAGGAGUCUAGUAGACUGUGGCAUGUUCCACGACGCCGUCUGUGAUGACAAGGAGGAGACAACUGCCGCAAUCGUUCCAACAUCAGGUACGGCCAACGAUGCAGAAAACAGUGCAGAAGGAAAGAUGCCGUUUAAUGGCACUUUAGGCUGCGGUGAAAGAAACCAGUGUCUGAAUGCAACAACAGAGCCUUAUCAUCAUGCAACAUUUGACGUUGUUACUUUAGUUGCAUGUGUUACAUUAAUUAUUAUUUUAAUUUCAGCUUUGUGUCAUUUUCCUUCGAAUACGAAACAUGAAGAACAGUUCUAUAAGCGCUCCCACAGGCAGAACUUAAGAAAGAUAUUAGAAAAACUUAGAAAAACUCAUGCCCUGAGAUUUUGCACCAUAUGGGCGAUGUUGUUUGCCUCUCUCUUUAUCUGUAUUCUCCUCACAACCGGGCUCAUUGUAGUGUCUAACGUAUUUUAUAAUGUAUUUGUUACCAUGACCGUUAUUGCCACUGGGGUUUUCAUCAUUGCGGUCAUCAAUGGGCAUACAUGUAGCCGGGGGCAAAGAAACAAGUCAUGUGACGAAAAAGAUGACGAUGAUAGUUCUAAGUUCCGAAAGGCGCAUGAAACGGCCAAUCCUGACACUGAAGAACAAGAAAGGGGAGAACUGGAGGUAGACACAAAAUAUCGAGAAUAA